Messenger RNA from Sphaeroforma arctica JP610, 429 nucleotides. RefSeq lists its product as hypothetical. The transcript is spliced from 2 exons. The record is from RefSeq and is a predicted model, not a curated record. NCBI's taxonomy places the organism in Eukaryota, Ichthyosporea, Ichthyophonida. Bases 1 to 429 code for a protein of 142 amino acids.
AUGAUUGUGCAUUCGCCGUAUGUGUCCAACCCUGCGCGAAAGCCCGUACGUCCACCCCCACCCAAAUUUCGCGAGAAGAAGCCUUGGGAGACCCCUACACACAGAUUCAUCACAACCAUGGUGGUGCAUUCGCCCUGGACUCCUCUACCUAAGAAACCCACAACGCAAGAUAAGGCCAUGAAAACACUUCACACCGCCUCAAAGUUAUCCAAAGCAGGCAUCUCGGUAGCCUCCGCAUCGGUGGCCAGGCAGAGCAGCAUACUUGCAAACAAGGGUGUCACGAAGUCAAAGGACGUGUAUGCUAAGACGAAGGAGAAGUAUGCCGCACGAUCGGCUAGUCCGACCCCGGUCUAUACUGGUGCCAUGCUGUCGGGUGGACAGACGGAUGUGGUUAUGGCCGAUGAGCACGGGGUUUGGCCUCAUAUGUAA